AUGUCUAAGUCAGAACCUUCUUCGCAUGACCUGGCUUCCGGGGUUAACUCCAGCCGGAGUGGAACCUUUCCGCCCAUGGAACAAUUAAAAACCGGGGUCCAGGUUAUAGUCGGCAACCAUCGAGUGGAAGUAGUCAAAUAUCUGGCAGAGGGUGGUUUUGCUCAGAUAUACGUUGUGAGAUUCAUUGAGUACGCGAAUGAAUUGGAAAGGCAACCAUCUGUUCCUCUAACGGUCGGACAUUUGGCAUGUCUGAAGCGAGUGUUGGUGACCGAUGAAAAUGGCCUUAAUGAGAUGCGAAACGAGGUCGGAGUUAUGAAGCAACUGUCUGGAAGUGCAAAUAUUGUACAGUACUAUGAUUCGCAUGCCUCCAGGUCUCGCGACGGUACGACAGGUUUCGAGGUGAUGCUGCUGAUGGAACUUUGCCCGAACAACUCCCUCUUGGAUUAUAUGAAUCAGCGACUCGCCACCAAGCUGUCAGAAACAGAUAUCCUGAAGAUUAUGUUUGACGUAACUCGUGCUCUUGCUGACAUGCACCAUCUCCCGGUUCCACUUAUACAUCGUGACAUCAAAAUUGAGAAUGUGCUAGUUGACGCGGACAACAAUUUCAAGCUUUGUGAUUUUGGUUCGACUUCAACGUGUCUUCCUGUGGCUAAUACACACCAAGAGAUUGCGAUAAUCACUAACAACAUCUACGUUCACACCACCCCGCAGUAUAGAUCACCUGAAAUGAUAGACCUGUAUCGAUGCCUGCCUAUUGACGAAAAGUCUGACAUAUGGGCUUUGGGGAUCUUUUUAUACAAGUUGUUGUUUUAUACAACUCCUUUUGAACUUACCGGUCAAUUCGCAAUAUUGCAUUCCAAGUACGAAAUCCCAGUCAACAAUUACUCCUCCAAACUCAUCAAUUUAAUCAUCAUUAUGUUGGCGGAAAAUCCUAACUUGAGGCCAAACAUCUACCAAGUCAUGGAUAUUCUGUGCUCUAUGUCAAGAUGCGAUAAUCCUGUGGAAGAUAAAUUCCAAUUGGGCUCUUACAACUUCGAAAAAUACGCAGAAUACCAAGCAAAGCUCCAAAAAAUACAAUAUCAGAUGUACUUAUCAUACGAGAAUAAGCAGCACGUCGAUGUUUUGAAUGACCUUUUCAUCAACUGUUUUGAAAUCGCACCAAAACAACCUGUUAACAUGGGCCAGAACACUCGCUCGGGGUCGUUAGAGGUAGAUGGUAGUGAAGCUUCUGCCAUCCCCGUGGCUUUAAGUGAAAACACCUCGGCCGGUGAAGAGGAUAUUGGAUUAGUACAGCAGCAAUUCCCCUCCGUUGAGGACCUAGAAGGUUACUUGCACGAAGAGACGAGGCGUGAUGGUGAUAGACACAAUUCCAAUACUACUGCUAGCGUUGGGACUAGCUCUCAUUCUUCUAGCAAAGUUGAUUUGGGGAAGACGGCAGAAACACUGUCUUCCAGUCAAGGUCAGCCAACCUUACCUUCAGGAGCGCCGCCCAAUAUGGUGAGAGAUAUGACUGCGCGCUCCCUCACGUCGACCAAACAGCAUAAGUCCUCUAACCCAUUUCCUUAUAUUCACCAAGAAAAGUAUGAAGUGGAACCAGAGACUAAUCCGAUCUUCGAAAGUGCUGGAGAAGUACCAGAUGUUAAUCAACCUUCCAUUGAGUUGGACAAUGCUGCCAAUCCGGUCCAAGCUGCACAAAGUCAAAGGCAGGCUUCCAUGAGCUUACUGCCAAAUCCUCAGGGUGCAAGCCAUUCGUUUCAAAAUCAACGUCAAGACUUUGAAAAAAAGGAAUCCUACGAACAGUAUUUUCGGGAAACUAGAACACCCCUUGUGGAGAAAAGUGUUGAACCGUCUUCAUCUGAGUAUCCAUUUCAAAGCAUGAAUGGCAAACAAGAACAAUCUCUACAGAUCCAACAAACACAACAAACGCGAGCUCUUCAACAGCAGUAUCCCGAUGCUGCGCCUAAUCCGCCCCCUCAAUCUCAAAAUCUGGCCUAUGACCCCUCUUCCUUACAAGAGAAUGCUGAGCUUCUCGUUGAUUUUUCAAAUGUUGGGCGUAAGGAACCUCAAAGGCUAGACUUAACGUUUGAUAGUGUUGAUCUUUCAACUCCUACAAAGAGUGGUAUGAAGGACAGUCCCAGCUUAUCUGAACAGAGCUUAGCCUCCAGCGAGAGCUACUCUGUCGAAAUGCACAGAAAAGUUGCUGAUUCUGAAAAACCAUCUCGGAGACCUCCUCAAGGAGGCACGGCGAAUACCUCAUUAGUCACCACUCAACCAUCCCAAGGUCGUCGAUCUCUCGAUUUAAAAUAUCAGGAAAUGGAUUUUUCGGCGUCGCCUCCUCCAGAUGCCAAAUUACAAAAGACCAAGACUACCAUUCACCCAUCGCGCAAGACUAAUGCCGGCAGCGAUUUAAGGAGGUCAUUUACACGCGGCAGAAAAUCUCUAGACCUAGAGCAUCUGAAGCGAGACGUGGCAUCCAGUACCGAAAACACUGCCAGCAAGCGUAGGUCUUUCUUUGGCAAAUUCAAGAGCUGA
Molecule: messenger RNA, 2532 nt
Organism: Lachancea dasiensis
Lineage: Eukaryota; Fungi; Ascomycota; Saccharomycetes; Saccharomycetales; Saccharomycetaceae
Source: the annotation of a GenBank genome assembly